UGUGCGCUCGCAAUUGCGUGACGACUCGCGCACAAGCAUGUGUAUUGUACGAUACGAACGGAAGAAGCGGACAUUUAUAGAAGGAUCGAGCCACUUAUCGAGAGUACUCGAGACGUUACGUUUGCGUGGAAUAUUCGGAUGUUAAUUGCAAGAGGAUUAAUGAAACUUGAAAAAGUCAUUCGAGGAUAUUGAAUCGGAAGUAAUUAUCGGUAUUAAAUUGAUCUUGAAAUACUAUUUCGUAAACUAUUUAUUAAUUAUCGUAUAAACUUAUUUGAGAUAAGAAGUUGUAACAAAGCUCGAAGUGGUCUCCAACGUUAUUUAUCAGAUAUUUUUAAACUUUAUUCGUGGAAAAGUUCGAAAGGAAAAGUGAUAGAGGAAGAAAAGUGCGUAUCGGGAAUACGAGCUGUUAUGAAGAAUUGAUGAUUCAUUCAUUGAGAUUGAACGCGCAGUAUGAGUGAACUUGGCAGACUGGAGGCGUGCGGCCGACUCGUGUGCUGCGCGCAGAGGCUGUGCAGAAGCGGAAGCGCAACAGAGGAGGCCGAGCAGCGAAUCAAUCGGGGGCGAAGGGGUGCACAGGCGGGCCCCGAGUUGGAGGGGCCCUCAGGCUCGGAGGAUGGCAUCCUUCCGAUCCCGGUCAGCCCCAGCCCCGCGUCCACGUCCUCGCAGGAGGACGCGUGCAAACCACCGCCCCGCAAUUGCUAUCGUCUGGUUAUGCUCGGUAGCGCGAGAGUUGGAAAAACGGCCAUUGUAGCACGAUUUUUGUCCAACAAGUUCGAGGAGAGUUACACACCGACGAUCGAGGACUUCCACCGAAAGCUGUACAGGAUUAAAGGCGAAGUCCACCAGCUUGAUCUUCUGGACACGAGCGGGAAUCAUCCGUUUCCGGCCAUGCGACGAUUAUCCUUCUUAACAGGAGACCUGUUCGUGGUGGUGUUCAGUUUGGAUUGUCGAGAAUCGUUCGAGGAGGCCAUCAGACUGCGUGAAUCGAUCCUGGAAACUAAAGUAAGCGCGACCCAAAGUGCAACGAAGAGCAGGAGCAAGAGUCACUUCAAUUUGAAGGUUCCUAUGGUCAUCGUCGGAAAUAAAUGUGAUAAGGAUACAAAAAUAGUUACGGUGGAAGAGGCUGAAGAGUACUGCAACAGUCAGGACGAUUGCUGCGUAUUCGUGGAGGCGUCCGCGAAGAGGAACUACCACGUGGAGGAGCUUUUUUACCAACUGUUCGUAGUGGCAGGCUUGCCGUUGGAAAUGGCGCCGAAUCAUCACAGAAAGGUCCCGCUCACUUUCGGAUCUCCGACCAUGUUACCACCGUCACAGCCGAGGCACAAAGCCACCCUGAGUAUAAAGCGGCGGCUGAGCGACGCCUGCGGCGUCGUGGCGCCCAACGUACGCCGGCCAAGCAUCAGAACGGAUCUGAUGAUUAUGAGAACGAAAACGUGCAGCCUGGCAGCCGGGAAUGAGAACAACGCGCCCGGAUCGAGGAUCACCCUGCGCGCGGACGCCAGAAAGACGUGCUCCAUCCAGUGAUAGAUCCCUGCUGUAGAAAAAAAGAAUUAAGAAAGAUUCGAGAGGAAUCUGGGUGUUCGAAGGGCGAUCCUCGUUAACGAAACACGAUUCCCUCCCCCGAUCCAUGGAUCGAGUCUUUCUCUCUCUUUCUCUUUUCGAAAGAAGAGAAACGAUUCUGUACUUUGAUGCUCGAAAGAAGAAGGAGGAUGAAAACGUGAAAUACUCUGACGGUAUUUGCGUUUCUCCACGCAUAACGACACAUAAGGGCGAGGAAUCGUGAAGCGAGGAGGAAAAGGGAAACGUUUAAACCGACCACGCCGCUCGCCUUAAUUAAUUAAAGAGAUAGGUCUAGCAUAGCGUCCCGGAAGUGAAACGUGUAUUAAUAAAAGGUAGAAUCGGAGGAUCGUUUGUUAAGAUUAAAUCAAUCGAUCGGAGUUAGAGAGAAGGGGAUAAGAGAUAAACAUUUUCUCGUGAUAAACAUUCGGAUCUUUUUGAGGAACGGUCGAUCGUUCGUAUGCUCGAGAAAUAUUUAUCGAAAUACUUUACUUUUUCUUACUCGAAUAAAAUUCUUGAUCGAAGACAUGUUCAUGAUUGUAACAAUGUGUAGAUUGAAAAAAAUAAUGAUUCUAUUCGUUGAAUCAAUUUAUCAAUUUGAUUGGGAUAAUUAAUUUGAUCUGGGAACAGAGGAUCGAUACGUAGUUUGUACGAAUGGUCGACUGAUUCGACUGUGUGACGCUUGGAUUCUAUUUAAGCAUGAUCGUUAAGCCGAUACGAACCAAAUACUGUAUACGUGUAUAUAUAAUUAAUUUAUUAUCAUGGAACGUGAUGGCUACACUAUUGUAUCGAAUAUGCAUGAGCAUUGGAUCAAUCAUCGGGAAAAAUUUGAAAUACCGCUUGGAAAUACUCGUUCAAUAUAUCUCAAUAAUUAACCGGCAAUUAUAAUUCGUCCAAUUUAUAAUCGAUCGAUUCGAGUUUCAUUCCCCCUGUCAUCUGUAAUUCUAAAUUGAACGAUUCAACUUGUUUUUAAAAAAAAAAAAAGGAAAAAAGAAUAAAUCGCGAAUAAAUCUUGUCGUUCAAAUUAUUCGAAACGCCUGCAACAUUAACGCACAACGUUGCUCAACGUUGAAACAUUGUUAAUAAUUAUGUAAUAAUGAAAAAAAAAAAAAAACAUAACGCGUGUAAACGAGAUCUUACAUCUUUUCGUAAAAAACUCAUCCCUGAUUUUUCGGACCAAAUGAAACGUUUCGUUCUCUUGUAAUAAAUGCGUAAAUAACAAAUAA
Molecule: messenger RNA, 2783 nt
Organism: Apis mellifera (honey bee)
Lineage: Eukaryota; Metazoa; Arthropoda; Insecta; Hymenoptera; Apidae
Product: dexamethasone-induced Ras-related protein 1
Exons: 7
Coding region: 451-1524 (357 amino acids)
Molecular function (GO): GTPase activity; GTP binding
Source: RefSeq, a predicted model, not a curated record